Molecule: messenger RNA, 669 nt
Organism: Triticum turgidum subsp. durum (durum wheat)
Lineage: Eukaryota; Viridiplantae; Streptophyta; Magnoliopsida; Poales; Poaceae
Source: the annotation of a GenBank genome assembly
AUGGGGGUGGAGGCGAGCGAGAGAGCGGAUGUUGCUGAAGAAGCUGGGGAGGCAAGACGAGGGCGGCGUGGCGUUCCGUGGCCGCGGUGGCCAGAGGGGCGGCUCCAUGUCGCGGUGUAUGAGGUGCCUAGAGGAGGAUGCUGCGGCAGGUUAAACUCCUCUCCCGUUGUAGAGCAGUCCGCAGUGCCAUCACCGUCGUCCUUGCCUUCGAGCCAUCCGUGCCGCCGUCGCCGUCGCCUAGAGGACGCCGGUAGGAAGCAGCAGCUCACCGUUUCCUUGGUCCCCGCCGACGCCAAGCGAGAAGAGAAGGUGAGAUCGAAUUUGUCUGAUCUUUCUUUUUCCCUGUCCCUCCCAUGGAUUUUCCCGGAUCUUGGCACGUGUGCUGUAGGUGUAGCAAAUUGGACAAGCUACAUCGCUAAUGCCGGGUGUACGGAGCUCAGGAAGGCUAUCUGCAACAAGCUUCAGGAGGAUAAUGGUCUAACCUAUAGCCCAGAUCAUGUGCUAGCGACCAAUGGGGCUAAGCAAUGCACUACACACGCUGUUCUUGAUGUUCUCUCAUGUGGUGAUGAGGUAAAUUUGAAGCCUAAGGUGCCAACAAAGGUAGUUUGUGCUGAACAUCUUGAGUUACAGAACGAGAUACUCACACUGCUUAACAUACAGAGGAUUUAG